AUGACGCCGCCCCGCCGUUCUAGUCUCGGUAUGCUUCUCCGUCGAAGCAAGUCUGGGGACCUCAAGUCCCGCAAGGCCAAGGACGCCGAGCGCCAGCCUUCGGUCUCCAAGGUCGCCCCUAAACUUCCCGAUGUCUACCGAGGUCACGAGCAACUGUCAAACAGUUUCGGCACCGAAUUACGACCCGACUCGGUCUCCAUCAUCUCCGGCACGACUGAUCUCUAUUCCGCUCGCCCGUCAAUUGACCCCGGACGGGGCCCCCUGACAGCCGUCCCCGCCCCUCCGCCGGUUCCCAAUACGCCGUGGGAUCCCUAUGCGCGUACCGAGAGCAUGACCCAUCGGGGUCGGUACAGUUAUGCCAGCAGUGCGAUUAGCACUAUCAAUAGCCCUAGGAGGGUCCGCAGACGCAAGGAUCCUACCCCAUUCAAUAUCCUAAUCAUCGGUACCCGAAACUCCGGCAAGACAUCCUUCCUCGAGUUCCUCAAGACCGCCCUUGCCCUGCCACCCAAGAAGAGAGCUAAGAGAGCUGAAGAGGACGAUUUUACUCCCCAUGCCCCGCCCUCGGGCAAUUUCAUUCCUCACUAUCUCGAAACUGAGAUUGACGGUGAGAGGGUGGGACUUACACUCUGGGAUUCCGAAGGCCUCGAAAAGAACGUGGUUGAUCUGCAGCUCAGGGAGAUGUCCGCCUUUUUGGAGAGCAAGUUCGAGGAAACCUUUGCAGAGGAGAUGAAAGUAGUCAGGUCGCCUGGCGUCCAGGACACCCACAUUCACGCCGUCUUCUUGGUCCUCGAUCCCAGUCGGCUCGACCGUAACGUUGCAGCGGCGAAGUCUAUCUACUCGAACGGCCAUAACGGUAUCAGCGAUGCACGAAACCCGGGUGCUUUGGACGACGACCUCGAUCUUCAGGUCAUGAGAACCCUCCAAGGCAAGACGACGGUAAUCCCCGUUAUUUCCAAGGCCGAUACGAUCACCACGAAGCACAUGGCCGCCUUGAAACGCAGUGUAUGGAACAGCAUCAAGAAAGCUAACCUCGACCCACUGGAGUCUCUGGCGCUCGAUGACGAAGAUGGCAGCUCGGCUAGUUCCAGCCGGAUCGACGAGGUUGAUGAGGAUGCUGUGCAGUCGGACGCCGGCUCUGAUUCGGCACCCGGAGAAGGACUCCCUAUUCAGGGGAACGAAGGCCAGGAGGCCGGUCAGGACCCCGACGAUUCCGUCCGCCGUCGCAAAGCAGAGAAGGAGGAGGCCGCUGAAGAGGAUGUCACAUUCCUGCCCCUCUCCAUCAUCAGCCCAGACCUUUACGAACCCGGCGUUAUCGGCCGCCAAUUCCCCUGGGGUUUCGCCGAUCCCUACAAUGAAGAACACUGCGAUUUCACCCGUCUUAAGGAUGCCGUCUUCAGUGAGUGGCGUGCCGAGCUCCGUGAAGCUAGCCGAGAACAGUGGUAUGAGGGAUGGAGGACGAGCAGAUUGAAGCUUCGGGACGGACAAACGCGCCGCCGAAUAUAG
Molecule: messenger RNA, 1503 nt
Organism: Scedosporium apiospermum
Lineage: Eukaryota; Fungi; Ascomycota; Sordariomycetes; Microascales; Microascaceae
Exons: 2
Coding region: 1-1503 (500 amino acids)
Biological process (GO): cytoskeleton-dependent cytokinesis
Cellular component (GO): septin ring; microtubule cytoskeleton; cell division site
Molecular function (GO): GTP binding; GTPase activity; molecular adaptor activity
Source: RefSeq, a predicted model, not a curated record